GUAAGUUAAUUUUAUUGAUGACACUGCGUUUCGGGGUCAUCAACAUAUUGUGCCCCCCGCCCCAAAAGUCAAACCGCGCCUAUGUCUCGCGGCGUAGCAAGGAAUUUCAGAACACCGUUUUGAAACCCCUGGCGGACCCGCUUCCAGCCCGCGUGCCGUAUGUUUGCCCACCCCUAGUGACUUAUCCGAACGCACUACGUCAUUAUCGUGGAGCGGCGCUCGCCAAAAAUACUCUCAACUUGUAUACCCUUGUCAAAAAAGUGCGCCUGUUCGCGUUUUAAAAACCCACUCCACGUACUUGCCAAUACUUUUACCGUCUCGGAGGACUUUAAACAGGAUUCCGAAGCGACUGACUGACCUCCUGCUGCCGUUCAACAGCAGCGAGCCGGCCCGCGCAUGGAGAAGGCGUCGAGGGCCCGAAGUACCCGAGGACGACCCCGCGUCGAACGUCCAAGUUAGCGAAGCCGGGGAAAUGGCAGCGACAGUAGCAUCAUAACGCCUGACUCAUCCCGCAUCAGUACCACUACCGUAAAGGACCGUCGUUUGACGUAACUCGGAUGUUAACACGCUGCUGGACUAUGUAGUCUUUUUUUUUUAUUAGCUUAAUGCUAGAUGUCUCAAAUGAGUCGGCGGCGUAAGUAACCGGCGGCCAUCUUGCGUCGUAAACCUUUGUUUACCACACGUAAUUUUCUCCACUCAAAUAUUUGUACUUUAAAAUGACUUCGUAUAUGAAAAAGUAAAUUAGGUAAUAUAUAUAUUUCAAAGUAAACGCUCCUUCGACUAUUAUGUUUGGCUAAUGUCUCUGACACAAAAUGGCCGACAAGGGAUAACGCCCAUUUCUUUCAGCUCAUAGCACGCAUCAAACAUCUACCCUUAUGUAUGCAACUUACUCGUUUUGAGCGUCUAACAACCAGCGUCGCCAUUGGUUGUGACGAAAAAGGGGCGGGGCUCGGUGCAGGGACUCUCACACAUACCUCAGGCUAAAUACAUAAUCAAAUUUUCUCUCCAUUUUGUGCUCGCUCAAGCAACUUCUUUUCAGAACUCUGAGAAAUGCACGACAAUUCACCGUAACAUUGAAUGCCUCUCAUAAUUAGAGACAACCCGGCAUUGGACGCUCGCCAUGCAGCCGCCGCCGUCGCAGCAGCAGCGCCUCCUCAAAGUGCUGGUUAUCGGCGACCUGGGGGUGGGCAAGACCUCCAUCAUCAAGCGUUACGUGCAUCGGGUGUUCUCCCAGCAUUACCGGGCCACCAUCGGGGUGGACUUUGCCCUCAAAGUGCUCCAGUGGGACCACGCCACGGUGGUGCGUCUGCAGCUGUGGGACAUUGCCGGACAGGAGCGAUACGGCAACAUGACCCGGGUUUACUACAAAGAGGCCGUGGGCGCUCUGGUGGUCUUCGACAUGACCCGCUUGGCCACCUUCCAGGCAGUCCUCAAGUGGAAAGGGGACUUGGACUCCAAGGUGGCCCUGAGCAACGGGAGACCGGUUCCUGCCGUCCUCUUGGCCAACAAAUGUGACCAACGUCACCUGGGUUUGUGCGCCAAGCUCCCCAAACUGGAGAACUUCUCGAGGGAUUACGGUUUUGUGGAUUGGUUUGAAACCUCAGCCAAGGAUGACACCAACAUUGACGCGGCAAUCUCGUGUCUGGUGAGGAACAUCAUGGCGGCCGAGGAAGAGCGCGUUACCCCAAGCGAGGAUGGCGACAACGGCUUGGUGCUCCCACGUUUCGACUACCACGGCAGGGAGGGGGGACUGUCCAAAUGCUCUGGAUGCUCUGGACUGAGGACCAGGGACAGACAUGGCAACUGAGGGACUCCUGUUGCUAUGGACACUAAAGUGCCUUAAGAUACGAGUGACUUAAGCUAAACAAGUGUGCUUCAGAUUCUGCCAACAUCCGCUCUUUUUGACUCUAUGGAGCACCUGUUCUCUGGUGUGCGCUUAGUCCCGCCCCCUCGGUUAAAUCACUAUAGCCACACACAAAUAAUAUUUACAGCCAAGAUACCUGUGAAUCCAUUAGCUUGACUCCGAAAAGCUCUGACAGAAUUAGUAGCAAUGCCUAAUAGUCCUGACAGAAACAAUUAUUUGUGUCCGAUUUAUAUAAUACUUUUACUGAUUUUAAUGGCAUUUCCUGACUGUUAUCUUAAAAAAUAUCAACUGUAACAACAGUACGAUUCAGUCUCUGAAUGAAGUCAGACAGAUUUAGAAAGGUCUGUCUGAUUUGCAAAACGGCGUCCUAACCUCAACGAUGCAUCUAGCAGAAUCUAAUGGAAGCGAGCUUGUUGGCCAAUGAUUUUUAAGCACAAGGGCAAUACGAGCAAAAGAACAGGAACCAAUGACGACAACGUCUUGCAGACCACAGACAGAUUUUUUUACUUGUAGUGGAAGGACAAUGUCAGUAGGUGGUACUAAUAGUACUGAAAAUACAAAUGUUACGCACAAGUUCCAUUCCUAGGCUGGCGAUGUAACCGGAAAUUUCCGCGUAAAUCAGAAUUAACCCUGUAAAGGAAACCUCGGACAAAGACUUGUAGACUCUAAUGAGCCAAAAUUGUUCUCUUGUAUUAAAAUAUAUAAUUAGAAACACAUAAAAUAUUGCGAUUGAUUUAAAAUGUUAAGUACAUAUUUUGACCUCCGGAGGGCGACAUGAUUUAUGCGCGCAAUGGACGCUCGGGGUGAUGACGUAGUUUGUCACUGUCACUAGAUGAACACUACCGGUGUUCUGCAAUUCAUUCCUACGCAGUGAAGCGUCCAACACAUGCGGACAUUGGUUGAAAGC
Molecule: messenger RNA, 2771 nt
Organism: Corythoichthys intestinalis (scribbled pipefish)
Lineage: Eukaryota; Metazoa; Chordata; Actinopteri; Syngnathiformes; Syngnathidae
Exons: 5
Coding region: 1121-1807 (228 amino acids)
Biological process (GO): endosome to lysosome transport; phagosome-lysosome fusion
Cellular component (GO): trans-Golgi network; late endosome; phagocytic vesicle
Molecular function (GO): GTP binding; GTPase activity
Source: RefSeq, a predicted model, not a curated record